Messenger RNA from Pochonia chlamydosporia 170, 1308 nucleotides. RefSeq names its product NFX1-type zinc finger-containing protein 1. The record is from RefSeq and is a predicted model, not a curated record. The transcript has 2 exons. Lineage: Eukaryota; Fungi; Ascomycota; Sordariomycetes; Hypocreales; Clavicipitaceae. The coding region runs from base 1 to 1308 and encodes 435 amino acids.
AUGAAGACCUACGCCGAAAUCAACGUCGACGAGACUCCUAUUGUUGUGCUCGGAUGUGGCCACUUCUUUACGUCAGAAACCUUGGAUGGUCUCAUAGGCAUGAAUACUGCUUACAUUCCCAACCAAGAUGGCCGUUUCACGGAACUAGCCGACAUAUCUGGCACCUUGGCAACAAAGAUACCCCAAUGCCCCGACUGUCAACGGCCCGUGAGGCAAUAUGUCACUCAACGGUAUAACCGAGUCAUCAACAGGGCCGUUAUUGAUGAGCUAUCGAAACGAUUCCUAGUGAAUGGGAAAAAUGAGCUACGACGUCUCGAGGUCGAGCUUGAAAAACUCGAAGAGGACCUCGUCGAGUCACAGGAGGGCUUUUUGGCCACGAUCAAGUUUUUGGCUGACCUUAAGAAUACACAGCCGACGAUGGUCACCAAUCGAAUACAGACGCGGUUCAAUGACUGCAACAAGCUGCUUACAGAGAUCAGCGGGUUUCUGAAGAAGGUUUCUGACAGCCACCAGCCGGCUCACAAACUCCACGAAGCCACCAUACAUGCCAUGAGGGCGAAUCAACCCGGGGCUCUAGAUGUGACAAUGGCGGGCCUGAGUUUGGAACAGCAUUCCGCCCUGCCCGUGGAGAGAGAUCGUCGUGUUAAACUUGCUGGUCAAAUGGCCCGAAUUAAACUCGAAUUUCUAAUCCUCGAAGACAAAUUUAGCAUCUUACGCGCCCUAACAUCUAGUUCGACAUGUACAAAAAUUUCACAAUGGCCAGGAGGCUCCCCGCAUCUAAUUGUCAAACCGAUUCUCAAGGUUUGUGCGGCAUUCAUCUCAAAAUGUGUCACAGAACGUCUGCCAAAGCUUGCUGUCGAGGCUACGAUUCAUCAUGCCAGAAUGGCUCGGCUCUAUCAAUCGUCCGGGCUGUCCGCAGACAGCGACAAGGAGAGGGCGGCGGAGUUUGUGGAAGAUGCGAGCAUAAAUUUGGAAAAGGCCCUGGAACUCUGCAGCCAGCCCUUCCAAAACGUGGAGCAGCUGAAGAAGGCUGUUCAGGAAUGUAUCAAGCUACUGCAAAGAGAAUGGUACGAAGCCGUCAGCGGUGAAGAACUUGCUGCCAUCAAGGAGGCAAUGGUCAGCGGGCCAGGUGCCAUUGCUACUCACUCUGGGCAUUGGUACAACUGCGUUAACGGACACCCGUUUGCAAUUGGGGAGUGCGGUAUGCCGAUGGAAGAGGCGCAUUGUCCUGAAUGUGGAGCAUCGAUUGGAGGAUUAAAUCAUCGUGCUGUGGCCGGCGUUACUCGUGCUCAGGAUAUGGAGAAUUGA